Messenger RNA from Austrofundulus limnaeus, 5895 nucleotides. It is a transcript of the gene ice1, whose product is annotated as KIAA0947-like (H. sapiens). The record is from RefSeq and is a predicted model, not a curated record. The coding region runs from base 149 to 4633 and encodes 1494 amino acids. NCBI's taxonomy places the organism in Eukaryota, Metazoa, Chordata, Actinopteri, Cyprinodontiformes, Rivulidae. The transcript has 20 exons.
UGGGUCUCCCUCAGCUUAGGGUCCUUGAUCAACGUGGGAGACACGAAAACUGUGAUGUUAUUUUGAACAGUCUGAUUAAUGUGGCACCGAGAAACGGUGGUCAUUUUAUAUUGUUUUUGUUGACAGUGGUAAAGUUACGAAUACCACCAUGAUGCCGGGAGACAGUCUGUCUAAAAUGGCAACAAUUGCUGCGGAUGCGGCCAUUGGAAACUGCGCAAAUUGUUCUAUUUUGCACCAGAGCCUGACAGAAUAUGUGUCGUCAUUUCUGGCACUUAAACAGAAGAUACUAAUUUCAGACGACACAGUCAGGCUUCAACAACAGCUGAAAGAACUGCAGAUCCAGUUGAUCACACUGGAGAAAAAGACUUCAGAUUAUGAUUCUAUACAGGCAGAGCUGGAAGAAAAGAUGCAUGCUAUAGAGGCGUAUGAACAGCUUUCUAAAGAGAUGGAAGAAUUAAAGCAGGAGAACAGUGACAUUGUGGCCAAGAGUAAGACGCUUGAAGACCAGAUGAAAUGUGUGAAUGAUUUGACAGAACAACAGUCACAGGAAAAUGCACAACUGAAGAGAGAAAAAUCUGCUGUUGAAAAUGAGUUGUUAAAAUCUCAGGCGUCUUUGAACAAAUGUCAAGCAGAAGUGGAUAAAGCUGAGAAGUUGAGGGAAGAGAAUGACAAACUGACAAACGUGAAGGAUAAUCUUGAAAAUAAAGUGAGACAGCUUGAAGACUCAAUUUGCCAAAAAAAUCAUCAGAUAAAUCAUUUAACCAAGGAGAAGCUUAUGCUAGAAAACAACAUUUAUGACCUCCAGGACAGACUAAAGAAACUGGAACGAGAGAGAAGUAAAGAAUGUAGAAGCACGGUAACUCAAACAAGAGCACCCGCAGAACCGAAAGUAGACAAAGAAAAGGUACGAGUGCUGCUGCAAAGUUUAUGGUCGUGUGUGGAGCCAGAGACAGAGCAAUCAGCAAACCUGUUGCAUUUGCCUGAGCCCAUUUCUAAACACGUCCUCCGCUCGUCUCCAAAAGCCAAACAGAAAUCUAACCCAAGUAGAAUUUCACUCUCUGCUUCUCAGACGAGCAGUGGAGCCGACAGCCACCUCAUCCAGGCCAAAGCCUCCGACACACCGUCAAACUCGUCUCCUCAGAGAGAGGACGUCACCAAGCACCAAGCUUCUCCUCAGCGCUUCAGUGGCAAGAAAGGCACAGGCGAUUGCAAUAAAAGAAAACGAUCAUCCAAGCAACAAAAACUUGAAGAUUCACUCCCCAAAAAUAACAACACUCCUGAAGUUUCUUUUGAUGCAAUAUUGGAAUUGUUUAAGCCAAUGCCUCCCUGCAUAUCUCCACUACAAGACCUGGAGGAGGUGGCAGGAGUUAUAGAGCUGGAUAGUGGAGACAAGAAAAGCCAUCCUGAAUCAUUUGAAGAUUCCCAUUUUCUCAAACCAGAAGAAUCCGUGGAUACCAUAUCACUAUCAACCCACAACAGUCCAAAAUCUGUACUUCAGAAACAGAAGAAUGUGGAUUUGAUGGAUGUUACAACACAGGAAUACCAACAUGUUUCCAAAGAAAAGGACUUGGAACAAAAUAGGUUAUGUGCUGUUGCUAAUCAAACAGAUAAACCUCAUAAAAACUGUGAAAAAGGCACGUUGCCAAAGGAGAAGACAGCAUCGUUAUUGUCAUCUUCUUCUGUUAAUGUUGAAGAUUCCCAUUUAAAUGCUGAAAGUCUAAUAGUUUCAUGUAUUAGGAGUACUAACAGCAGUGGAGCUGACAAUGAUUUUGAAGUUGCAAAACAAGAUCAUUUGGACAAUGAUACAAACAUGGAUAUUGACUCAAUCUUCUCAAGUAGCUCUCUUGAUACUGCCGUGGUCACUGCUGAUGGUGAAGAGUCAAUCGGAGGACGUGACGCAGUCGCGAUCUCAGGAGAAACAGAAAAUGUGGUUUCAAAAAGCAGUGAGUCCUUCUUGGACGACGGUGUGACCAAAAAUGUCCCAGAAGUUGAAAAAAGUCAUCUGGAUUCUUGUCAGAGCAGUGCUGAUACCACUGCAUUGAAACUCCCAGAAAAUACAGAAUGGCCAGAGUGUACUCAAUCAAGCAGCAGUGACAGCACAAGUGGUGUCUCCAAUAUAAACCUGGAAGAGAUGCUGGAAAACACUGAUGGUAUCCAGGUUUGUGGGGAGACAGAUGGAAUUGCGGCACAGAAAACCGCAAACAUCGAUGUUACAGUCUCGGAUCCAAACAUUCACAGUAAACUUACAAGUUUCAACAAAUCUCCAUUGUUUAGGAAGAACACAGAUGAGCUCCAUUCUGACGAGGGAUAUACUGGUUCCAGUUCUGAAACUCUUUUACAAAUGGAUGUUGAGACAGAGAAAACAAUCAGUGAAGCCACGUCUAAUAGCGCACCUUUAGUUUCGAAUUCACCAGAAGAAGUGACUGUCGAUUGUACAUCAUUUGAGAAAAAUACACAUUCUGUUUGUAGACAGUUGAGUCCAAUGUGCCUUUUACCUAUUGUAGAACCGCAGACUUUGAUGCCUGACCCAGAAAAAUGUAAUUCUGAUGUUGACAUAGAACAUACAGUGAAAAACGAAGAGACUCCCAUUCCACAUGAAGACAUAAUGGAAACGGAGUCUGUCAAACAGCUUUCUCUGGCCAGCACAGAGUCGGGUUGUACUUCCUCAUGCAUUAAAGAGACUUCUGCCACAGAUGGACAACCUGAAUGUUCAGACACACAUGAAACAAUGCAUGAAGUGCAAAGUUCACCUACGAAUAUUGAAGGAAAAUGUAGCUCAGAAGGAGUUCCAGCUGCCGCUCAAGCCCCAGAGUUUAUCGGACACGUUCGCUCAGAAAUGGGCCCCCCACUUCCACCUGUCCUGACCCCUCUGAGCACACCUCCAAAGGCAGGCAAAUCAAUCAACCCAAGGCAUGCAAUAGGAAAACUGUCAUUUCCUUCACCCAUGGAGCGUGUGGCUUCACCUACCACUCCCACCCAGGUCCACAUAGUACCCAACAGUGAAGAGGUAAUUUCCUCCUCCCUUAACAGCCCCACCCCUUCAAGCGGAGUCCUCUCAUCUCCUCUGCAGUUCGGCUCUGCCACUCCGAAACACGCGUUGCCUGUUCCUGGCCGCCUGCCCUCUAAAGCACAUCAUUCUCCCCCAUCAGCUUCUGCCAGUCCGCCUCAGGAAAACUCAAUGAGGAUCCUCGACUCCAUGUAUCCAGAGCUUUCGGCCCGUGCCCGGACUCUGAGCAUUCUCAGAGGAAACGUCGGCCUCAACAUCGGUUCAUCAGAGAGCGGAACGCUGCCCACGACAUCUGAUAAUCAGGCGUCAGGCUUUAAAACCAUCAGCUCUUCUUCCACAGCCUUCACAAAGACCGAGAUGAGGGGAGAAAAAAGACCGGCCGUCAGUUUGCCUCAGCCUGAUAAACGGAAAUGCCCAAAGCUUGGAAGCAGUUCUGCUGACGUUACUCAUGAGCAGGUGCCUUCUCUGACCAAGAGCAGUGGAGGAGAAACCACCUCGCCCCAGGCUCCAAAUAUUGACCAGUUCAAAAGUAGCACACCACCACUGUCUGCACAAGCUGCUGAGCAAGACCUUCUAGUGAAUGCUUUAGAGAAAAUUAAGAACCAAUGUUUUGAUUUGCUGCCUGUUGUUAAGAGCCACCUUUAUGUUGGCAAUCUGCCCAAAAAGCCUGUUCUGAGAGAUGAAGAGAAGGAGGUCAUCUCGGAGAUUUGCAAAUGUAGCUCGUCUCAGGUGGAUGAUAUGAUUAUGGCCAUCUUAAACAAACUGAAGUCUGAAAAAACUGUUCUCAGCUCAAACUACACACAAGCCCUCUGUAGAGUCUACACGGCUAUCUGUAGACAGAAGAAAUGGUGGGAGAAGGCUCACAUCCUGGCCUACAGCAUUCUUAUUGAAGAUUUUCCAGAUUCUGCCAAACUAGUUUUAUUUAUGGUGACAACGUGGCCCACUGUCCUCUCGCACAGCAGCUUGCUGUGCCAGGCCAUUCACAGCAUUACCAGACUGAAAGCACAAGAAGAGCUUCUGAGCUGCCUUUCAACGUUUCUUAGAUGGGAAAAGAAUCCUUCCUGCAACAUUGAGGAGCUGAUUUUCAGAACACUCACUGAGCUCCAGUCAGGUUCAAAUCAGUCUUUUACAAAACACACUCGUUAUGGAGAAGACCUGGGAGCUGAAGCCUGGGAACAAAUUUUCACACUGCACAUCCUGUGUUCACAGAAGAAGUGGAAAUGGACCUAUGAACACGUACUGAGCAAUGUGUUAUGGCCAAUAAUGAACACUUGGGUGACACAGCCAAGAGAUCGACAAGAACCCGUCUCUGAUAUGACGGUGGCUACUGUUCUCCGACUCAUAGGCCGCCUCUGUCAGUUGGGCCUGAAAGAGAUUUGUGUGUCAUCUGUGGACACUGUGGCUAACAUCAUCAACACAUUUUUAAGGCACGGACAGACUGAAGGUGUUCCAUGGGAAGUCCAGUUAGCAGCUGUCUACUGCAUCUAUGACCUGUCUCCCUGCAACCCUAAACAAGCCCUGGAAGCCCUGGCGGAGUGGAGAGGAGAGAUAACUCAGCACGUCCCUCCUGCUGUCACCAGUUGCAUUAAUCAAAUAGCGUCUAUUGGUCGACAGGUCAAGAGCUGAAAAUGAAUAUUUUAAAGACAGGACAGGUACCACAAUAUUUAAGUUUACAGCCUAAGAUAUAAUCAGGGAUCACACAGCCAUGAUUUGUGCUUUCUGUAAUACAGGAAGUCUGGAGUGUCAUCUUUUUAGAAAAUCCUUAUUCCAACUAAAUUGUUUCAGGUAUUGUCAGACUUCUUCAUCGUUUGUUUGUUUGUUUGUUUGUUUUUUUUCGUUAGUUUUUUAAAUGCACCUGUCUUUAGUAUAGUUUUUUUAAUGCACCUGUCUUUAGUAAUUCUGUAUUUUCCAAUUUUGUAGCAAACAUUUUUUAUGGGAGAUCCAGAAAUUUAUUUUGCAAAAAAUUUAUUCAGCGUUAUCCUGUAAGACUGUACUAGCAUCGUGUCUUGCCUCUUUAAUAUUCUCAGGUAAUGCUAUGACAUAUUGUACAACAUAAACAUGUAAAAGCUUAUUGAGGAGCUGCUGUAAAUAUAUAGUGUUAGUGCUUGUGUUCUAAACAAGUCAAAUUGUACAGUUUAUUUCAAAGACUUAUUUUUUCAAAUAAUAUUUUUCUGUACAAACAGAGUCAAGUUGUCUUAUUGUGUGGUUUAAAAUCAUUGGCUUUUCUUUAAUUCCACAUUAAGCUUCACCUCAGAAGGAUGGAGCAGAACUUGCCAAAAAUGUUGAGAUUAGACAUUUUUAAAACAUUUUGCAAUAAACCUCACAGCUCACACAAAGUGACCACACAGUACACAAUUACACCAACAGGGCAGGACAGGACAAAUUAAUUUUGAUUUUUCAUUUUCUAACAAAAAAAAAAUCAAACUUAGUGCCCUGUUAUUUUUUUUUUAACAGCCAGAAUGUUUAAUUUCAACUUUUUCAUUUUGUCAGUGAAUGCAUCACUUCAAAAUAAACUAUUUUAUAUUACUCUACCACAACCAGGUCUGAACAUAAUGCUAUAAAAAUAAAAUGGCCCAUCUACAGAAGUCUAUUUAGUUUUUAAGAAUCAUUAAAUAUUCUUGGGAUGUUUGUAACUGAAGUGUUUAUUUUCAUGAAGAUUUAUUGAUCUGUGAAAACUGGAAAUACACAUCAUGGAGUUGAAUGAAGUCCAGUGUUUCAUGUCUUCUGAAAUGAAAUGAAAACAUAUUAAGACUGUAAAAUGUUUUAACGUGAGAAAUGUACAAAACAUAUUUCUUUAAAUGUGCUUACAAAAUUUUAAUAGAUGCACUCAAACCCUUCACAAAUCUUGUUUCUGAAUUAUAGCAAAACAUAAACAGUCCCAAAUAGCA